AUGGAACAAACCCCUGCCAGGCCGGGCGGGCCCUGGAGAGGGAUUCUCUUGGCAGCCUCCGUCCUGGGCUGCUGCCUCCAGCCAGUGCCGGCCCAGACCCCGACCCCGACCCCAGUGACCAUCACCCCGGCGAGCCCCGCGCUGGGAGGGAACGUCAGCCUGGCCCCGCAGAAUGUGGCACAGAACUUCACGUCCUGCAACUGGCACCGAUCAACGACCGCUGAUGAAACCAGCCGGAUCCUCACCUACUUUCCACCUCCAAACCCCGUUCAGCACAACGGCCCGGCCCACACGGGGCGGGAGACAGCGGGGCCGGGCUGCGCCCUGCACAUCGCGGGGUUAACGCUCAGUGACACCGGGAACUACACGGUGCAGGUACAGAGCCGGACUAGCCCCGGCCUCGGCACGGUGGUUCUGCGCGUCUAUGAUGCCCCUCGUCCAGGUCUCUCUACUGGGGCCGUUGCCGGGAUCACGAUCGGGUCACUGGCCGGGGCGGUGCUGGUCACAGCUGGGGUCUGUUUCCUCUGUUCAGGCCACCAGAGCAAGACCCCCAGGUGGAGUGAGACGACCUCCCCAGAGUAUGAGAACCUGCCCCCUGCAGCCUGGGCGAGCCCAGCAGCCCCGCCUGGGAGCCCCCCUGACGCCAGCCCCACGUAUGAGAUGCUGCAGCCCGGACAGCGGGAUGUGUAUGACCAGCUGCGGAGAUGA
Molecule: messenger RNA, 708 nt
Organism: Chelonoidis abingdonii (Abingdon island giant tortoise)
Lineage: Eukaryota; Metazoa; Chordata; Testudines; Testudinidae
Product: cell adhesion molecule CEACAM21-like
Source: RefSeq, a predicted model, not a curated record